Messenger RNA from Urocitellus parryii (Arctic ground squirrel), 1068 nucleotides. NCBI's taxonomy places the organism in Eukaryota, Metazoa, Chordata, Mammalia, Rodentia, Sciuridae. The record is from RefSeq and is a predicted model, not a curated record.
UGGCAGCCCUGCGCACGCCGCCCAUCCCGCUCGCUGAAACCCGGCACCACCGUCAUGUCGACCGCCAUGAACUUCGGGGCCAAGAGCUUCCAGCCGCGGCCACCGGACAAGGGAAGCUUCCCUCUGGAUCACUUUGGUGAAUGUAAAAGCUUUAAAGAGAAAUUCAUGAAGUGUCUCCGUGACAAUCAUUUUGAAAAUGCUUUGUGCAGAAAUGAAUCAAAAGAAUAUUUAGAGUGCAGGAUGGAAAGGCAGCUGAUGGCACAGGAACCAUUGGAAAAACUGGGAUUUGGUGACUUGAUAGAUGGAAAAUCAGAGGCAAAAAAUAAAUCUUAAUGAGAAGAUGACCGGUGGGCUKCGUCCAAGAGGCGCUCUGAGGUGAGCACAGGCCCUUCUGCUCGCGGCCCUCACCUGCCCGAGUGGUCCUCAGCAGCAGGCCUUCAGGAUGCUUUGCAGCGUACCACCUUCAGCCAGGUGGAGGUGCCUUGCUUGUGGGGAUGACUUGUGGAGGACUCACCUAUCUCCUGGAGCACCCCAAAUCAUGUUCAAAAAUUUCUGUUUCUUUUAGAGCCUCAUUUACCUUUUAUAAGAUGCUUUUAUCUUUAAAUCUUGUGCAUCACAGGGUCCCAGGAGGCUCCUGGUAGAGACGACCUGCGGAAUGCCACCCUCACRCUGCAGUGCUCUGGGUAGCGCUCCUUACUGAUGCGCCAAGUGUGCAGAUUCCAGUCCCUGACACACACAUUCUGUCCGGAAAUGACUUCCUUGGCAAGGCAUUGCCCUGUUUUGUGCUCCUGCACAGGCAUGCCAGUGCAUCUCCUUUUUUUUCCCCCAAUAAAACUAGAAUAUAAAAUAGGAAGUGAGAAAUAAUUUGGCUUUUUGACAUAUUUGGCUUCUUGAUUUUUUUGUUUAUGCCUUGCACCAAGUAUCUUCAUAACCAAAGUUCUGUUUUCUAGUUAGUAUUAGGGUAUAUUACAAACUAGACAUUUAAUUUCAGUAACUUAUUGUACUGCUGAAGGAUAAAAUAUCAAUCCAUUUGURGUGAGACUAUAAAUAAUAAAAUAUCUCAUUUCA